This is a messenger RNA of Cydia pomonella (codling moth), 2046 nucleotides long. RefSeq names its product zinc finger protein 271-like. The transcript is spliced from 3 exons. Gene Ontology annotation, cellular component: nucleus. NCBI's taxonomy places the organism in Eukaryota, Metazoa, Arthropoda, Insecta, Lepidoptera, Tortricidae. Gene Ontology annotation, molecular function: RNA polymerase II cis-regulatory region sequence-specific DNA binding; DNA-binding transcription factor activity, RNA polymerase II-specific. Gene Ontology annotation, biological process: regulation of transcription by RNA polymerase II. The record is from RefSeq and is a predicted model, not a curated record. The coding region runs from base 251 to 1291 and encodes 346 amino acids.
UAGCUGAAAUAGGGAGUAUGGAUGGACGCUUGUCAACUCAACGCUACUUGUUUAUAUAGCUCAUUACAAAAUUAAAUUUUCAUUUUUAUCAAAUAUACCGAAUUUCUGUCGUGAUAAACAAUAUAUAUUUUUGAGCUAUAAUGAUUCAAUAAUUAGCUUGUUAUAUUACCCUAACUUAUUCGUUUCUUGCCUUCAAUUGAAUGCUCCAGCUAUUUCACUUUCGAUAUCGCGAUUAUUUAGUAAACUUACAAUGCCUCUGGAAACUGUGAGAAUAAAACAAGAAGAUGUGACGAACGAGCCAGAGCUUAUAACGGUGGAGAUAGAGCCUAAAAUAUACCCUGAACCUAAGCUUAAAGAGCUAGUAAAGCAGGAGCCCGUUUGGGAUCAAGACGAGAGCGAAGGUGGUUAUGUGGAGCCCGAAAUCAAUGAAAAAGUGCUGCCCGGCACAGUAACGGACAAUCGGUCUAAGGUGAAAGUAAAAGUGGAGCAUGUAAAAGGGGGGGUGGUAGAGCGGGAGGAGGAUACCUCAUGUGAUGAAGAUGAAGAUGUGCAGUCCAAUCAGAAGGAUGACACGCGAUAUGAGACAUAUAUCAAAGUCAUACCAGGAGCAGAGUACGACAAAAAAUACGCCUGUCAGCUUUGCGAUUACCGAGGCUCCCGCUUUGCCACCCGACAACACACAAAGUGCCACGUCCGCAGACUCACGUGUCCAAAAUGCCACGAAAUCAUAACAGACACAAAGCUGCUAGAAGCUCACGUGAAACAGGCACAUCCUGACCUAAUACAGUCAAUACUCUCAUGCGAAUCGUGCAAUAUUAUGUUCACAAACAUCACUAAACUGAAGAGGCAUGAAAAAUACGCCCACAACCUUUUCCAAUGCACUUUUUGCUCGGAAAAGAUCACAAAAAAAGGCUUGAUAAAGCAUUUAAGAGACUAUCACGAAAACGACUUGCCCGCUUGCGAACUAUGUGGCUUCAAAUUUACGUGUAAAAGCAAAGUGAUACGGCAUAAAAAACUUGUUCAUUUGAAAGAGAAAAACGUGACUUGCGAAAUGUGUAAUUUUAAAUGCUUUGAUGUGUGGGAUUUAAAGAGACAUAUGGUUAGCCACGACGGCAAGAAGUCGUACGAGUGUAGAUUUUGUAGCAAGAAAUUCGCACGUAGAACUAAUUGUGCUUUGCAUGAGAAGAUCCACACGGGGGAGAAGAAUAAAGUUUGUGCAGAAUGCGGGGCCGCCUUCGUGCAGAAAGCGAGUCUGAACUACCACAUGUCGAAAUACCAUCCAGACUCGUAGCGACGACAUUUUACGUAUAAUAACGUUGACUGUAUUUGACAACGAAUUACAGCGAGUGAUCGGCACGGACGGGUACCGGGAAUCUUAUUCAAAAACUCUUAAAAGAUCUUAUUUAAAAUUACACUCAAAAGAAUUACGUUUUCGACCAAGAUCGCGGCAUUUGAGACAUGUCCAUUCAUGUCCAUAUUAACAUUUUUACUCGGAAUCCCGCGGUGCGGCGACUGUGACACCGUCCAUGCCGAUCACUGCUUAUAAAUGACGUAUAAUUAAUUAAAUCAAAAUAAUUAUUUUAUAGUUUUUAGGUGCCAAUUUAUUUUGUACCCUACCUAUUCGUAUACACCGAUUUGUAAGAUGUGUUUAAGGUGUAUUGCAAUUACAGACUAAAAUGUCAUACAGAGUUUUCGGUGAAAAACGCCUUUUUGGCUGCUACGCUGCCACUAUAUGACUAUACUGAGAGACGUUAAAGUUUUAAAAUAAACUCGCAAAAUGUAAUUUAAAAAACUUAUUCAUUGUUAUGUGUUUAAUUUCGCCAACGUGUCGUGUGCAGAAGUCAACAACAUUUUGUUUCGCCUUACAACCUCAGGAGUGUGUGGUUAAAAUCUGUCGGGGUUACUCUAUCCCACGGUAUUUUAUACGUACCUAUGUUAAGUAAAUAGAGUUCUUGACAGUCGAUCAUUCUAACUGCUAAACUGCAUUGCCAUGAUUCGAUAUAAAUACGAUUUUGUUCAAAUAAAGUCGACGUUACUGGAAAUCGA